AUGGGGAAUCUACCGUCUGCUGCGAAGCACUGCCUCAACUACCAGCAGCUUCUCCGCGAGCAUCUCUGGAGCGGAGACUCAGUGGCAGUGGCGCUGGACCCGGCGCAGGAAGCACCCCCGUUAUCUGGACUCCCUGAAUAUGUGAAAAUAGUAGAAGUUGGACCUAGGGAUGGAUUGCAGAAUGAAAAGGUUAUAGUUCCUACAGAUAUAAAAAUUGAAUUCAUCAAUCAACUUUCCCAAACUGGCUUGUCUGUAAUAGAAGUAACCAGCUUUGUGUCUUCCAGAUGGGUACCACAGAUGGCUGACCAUGCAGAAGUGAUGCGCAGCAUUCAUCGGUAUCCAGGCAUUCGCUAUCCUGUCCUUAUACCUAAUCUUCAGGGUUUGCAGCACGCUGUUGCUGCCGGAGCCACGGAGAUAGCAGUUUUUGGUGCUGCCUCAGAAUCUUUCAGCAAGAAGAAUAUUAACUGCUCCAUUGAAGAAAGUAUGGGAAGGUUUGAGGAGGUUAUCCGCUCUGCAAGACACAUGGACAUCCCAGUGCGAGGGUAUGUGUCCUGCGCCUUGGGCUGUCCAUAUGAAGGAAGCAUCACACCACAAAAAGUUACAGAAGUUUCAAAGAGAUUGUAUGGUAUGGGCUGCUAUGAGAUUUCGUUGGGAGACACGGUUGGAGUUGGUACUCCAGGCAGCAUGAAGAGGAUGUUGGAAAGUGUCAUGAAAGAAAUCCCUCCAGGGGCUCUUGCGGUUCAUUGCCAUGAUACAUAUGGACAAGCCCUCGCAAAUAUCCUCACCGCUCUUCAGAUGGGAAUUAGUGUGGUGGACUCUGCUGUAUCCGGAUUAGGUGGCUGCCCUUAUGCGAAAGGUGCUUCUGGGAAUGUAGCCACUGAGGAUUUGAUAUAUAUGCUCAACGGCAUGGGGCUCAAUACAGGUGUGAAUCUCCACAAGGUGAUGGAAGCUGGUGAGUUUAUUUGCAAGGCAGUGAAUAAAACCACAAACUCUAAAGUCUCACAAGCCUCCUUCAAAGCUCGAUUUGAAUGA
This is a messenger RNA of Grammomys surdaster, 1032 nucleotides long. RefSeq names its product 3-hydroxymethyl-3-methylglutaryl-CoA lyase like 1 (gene Hmgcll1). The record is from RefSeq and is a predicted model, not a curated record. Gene Ontology annotation, biological process: L-leucine catabolic process; ketone body biosynthetic process. Gene Ontology annotation, molecular function: hydroxymethylglutaryl-CoA lyase activity. Lineage: Eukaryota; Metazoa; Chordata; Mammalia; Rodentia; Muridae. Gene Ontology annotation, cellular component: endoplasmic reticulum; cytosol. Bases 1 to 1032 code for a protein of 343 amino acids. The transcript is spliced from 9 exons.